Messenger RNA from Colossoma macropomum (tambaqui), 4255 nucleotides. It is a transcript of the gene cdin1, whose product is annotated as CDAN1 interacting nuclease 1. Gene Ontology annotation, biological process: erythrocyte differentiation. Gene Ontology annotation, cellular component: nucleus; cytoplasm. The record is from RefSeq and is a predicted model, not a curated record. Lineage: Eukaryota; Metazoa; Chordata; Actinopteri; Characiformes; Serrasalmidae. Bases 127 to 978 code for a protein of 283 amino acids. The transcript has 12 exons.
GGAAGCUACUCCAGAGCCGUCCAGCAGCAGCGACGCCUUCAUCUAUAAAGGGCUUUUUGGAGCUAAACAUAGCAGAGAACAGAGACAUAAGGCUGAUUUGAUCUUCGAAGGUGGCCACAUAGUAAGAUGAAGCUUUGUAGAGCAGAAUACAGAACAAUAGCAAAAUUCACUGAGCAGCUGCGGCCCACUCGACAGUGUAUGAAGAUGCUGAAGGACAGGUUCCCCAAUCACUCGCAGUCCACUCUUCUGAGCAUCUUCUCCCUGGAGUACCAGAAGCGAAUGAAAAGAAGUCUUGUGAGACACCAUGCCCCAGAUGUUAUUGAAGACUACUACCAGAGGUACCGUAGUGAAGCCAAGAAACGUCCUUCAGACCCUGUCCUGCUGGAGUUGGCCAACGAGGUGGAUCUGUCUCCAUCUCUCAUGGCUCGUCUGCUGGUGGAGCGCUUCCUUGAGGAGCAGCAGGGUUCAGUGUCCUCUAAGCAAGUUUUGAAUAGCAUGUUGCGGGAGCCAUCUUUAAUUCCAGACAUCCAGUUAGCCAAACAUGUGGAACAGUGCACAAUAAAUGACUGCUGUUAUGGGCCGCUGGUAGACUGCAUCAAACAUGCUAUAGGCCAAGAGCAUGAGGAAAUUCUGCGGGAGAAACUCAGAGAGAGGAACUUGUCCUUUUUAGAUGAGAAUCAUCUACGGGCCAAGGGUUACGACAAGACCCCUGACAUUAUCCUAGAAGUCCCAAUUGCUGUUGAAGGCCACAUUGUUCACUGGAUUGAAAGCAAGGCCUCAUUUGGGGAUGAGCAGAGCCAUCGCACGUACCUGAACGAGCAGUUCUGGAGCUACUGGAACAGGUUUGGCCCAGGUCUAGUCAUCUACUGGUACGGCUUCAUAGCAGAACUGGACUGCCAGCGGGACAGAGGGAUCCUGCUCAAGGACUGCUUCCCCUCAGACAUCAUAACUCUGUGCCAUGGGUCGGGAGAAAGCUGACGCUAGCCAAGGGUUAUACUGAGGGUGGACAGGGGGCAACGAGGGCAUUUGUCGGUGGAGACAUGAAUCCGGAAGCAAUUUAGGUUUCCCGCUGCGUGACGCUACUGGAAAACAUCUGCCCUGAACUUCAGUUGAACUCCAAGGGAUCAGGGUCAGGAUAGUACCUCCGUGCAAAAUCAUGCUAAAAGGGCCGGACUCUUCCUGGACUGGGCCUGGAUAAGCCUGGACUCUUUAGCUCUUUGGGAGCCUCCUGAGUAUAGAGGGGAGGGCAGGUAGUGCCUCUUAUCGCAGCCCUCUCCUUCGUCACUCUGACCCGUACACACUCUUCUGAGGCCAGCAGGUUUCUCUCUCUCUUGAUAGGGUGUAGUCUGUUUGGAACCAUGUCUACUGACCCCCCCCCCAUUUUGGAUUUAGGACACUUAGCAGGUUUGCCGUUUGCCAUAUCAGUUAACUCCCAGUGUUUUUAACUUGGCUUAAAAACAAAGAAAUCAAUAAAAGUAAAUCUGUAAAUAUCUGUAUCUUUUUUUAGAGUGUAAUUUUUAUGCCAUAGUGCUUUAUAGUGAAUCUCUUUUGGCGAAAAAAUAAAAAAGGAAGGCAACAGAACAGAGAGCUCAGGACAGAAUUAGUAAGUAAAAAGUUACUGUAUAUGGUUAGAGAAAAAAACAGCCAGUUCCUAGUCCCCCCACACGGAAGGGCACAAAGGUUGACGUUCUUGGAGCCUCCUUCUGCGUGCUGUCUGGAUGAAAGACGAGUGCAGGCCCUCUGCGCUGGAGUACCAUGGUGAGAUAUGAGGGAGAUCAAGAGCUUCCCCCUCUCUCCCUCUGCUCUGCUGUUAAUCGGGCCCAGACCUGCUCUGACCUGCUCCUCUCAGAGCGGACUAUAGUGGAGCUUUACCCAUCACUGACCCCUCUCUCCCAUCCACCCUCCAGACCGUUCAGCACUCCUCUGGCCUGCACAGGCCUCGGCACUCCACUUUUAAAUAGCAGUAAAGUGUUGCAUGAUUUGUUACCCUUAAACCUCUAACCUUAAAGCAGCCCCCACCCCAUUUAGGCCUUGAGGACCGCGGGUCAGGGAAGGGUCACGGGGCGGCCAUGAUUUCCUCUGCCAGGCCCAUUUCUCCAAGCGGUACAAAACAACGGCCCCCCAGCGUCCAGUUAAGAGAGCCUUAUUGCGCAGCCAUGGAAUGCUUAGACAUCACUUUACAGCUCCGCUUGGACACAAAAACAAGCUUUUUAACUGGGGGAAAAAUGCAAUGUGGAAUAAAGAAGGAGAAAAAAUGGUAAACAGCAGAUUCAGUUCCUCUCAGGUUUCAAGCCUUCCUGCUAUUGUUUUUCAAGAUGGCUGUUGCACAAAAGAGGAGCUGGGGUCAACCUCUAUAAAUUAGUUUCUGCACACAAUGCAAACCAAAUACUACUUUUUUUUUUACCCUCCCUACAAAGAACAGUAAGAGAUGAGGUGAGGCUUCCGAGAUUUCCAUGAUGCGUUCUAUUGAAUGGUUCUGUUGCUGUACACUUUUAUUUUGUAUUUUUAGAGCCAAUUUCCAGUUUUGGAUUCAUUGUUCUUGUCACACUUGUCUCCCACUUAAAGCACUCACCAAAUGAGGGCUGAUGAUGAUGUUUGUGCCGAGUGUUCUUUUGUAGUGUUCCAAUGGAUACAAUUUGUGCACCAGUGCCAUCAAAUUUUGCCAUAACGUUUAAUAAAGUGUGUGUUUCUGGCCUGACUGGGCUUAAACUAUUGUUAUACUGAUGCCUGAUACAGAACUUUGCAACAGGUCAAUAUUGACAAUGUUUCUCAAAUGAAGGUGCGAGAUAUUUUGAGUAGAUGCUGCUGCUCUGAUAAGUUAAUCUGUUCUUUUAGGACCAUAUGAUCAAAUGCAAGUCCAGGUCUCCAUUUCUGCAGUGCAUUCUUGCCGCAGCUAUACAUCCCCUAGCAGCAGAAGGCUAUACGCUUACCCUGACAAUGCGCCAAAGAAUGGCCAUCCACAGAGAAUUGUGCUUAUUAAUGUGGGAGGGAGGCUCACAUAAUGGGCUGCAGCAGUGCUCAGCAUGCUCUCUGCAUUACUGACUGGCAAAGCACGGAGUCCGUUCAAGAGAGGACCACGGACUGGCCUGAGGCUUGAUGGGAAGCAUGGUCUAGAAGCUUGAAGAGACAAAGACACCAUGCCUACAUUUUCUUUCCCCCUCUUUAUUUGUUUACACACUAAAACUGGCUCAUGACCCACAAGAAGAACACAGAUCUGGACAUGAAUUUCCAAAACCACAUCUGUCAAAAGCCAAGCAUAAAUCAUGCUUUACACUCUGUUGGCAGAAUUAAAUCAUGCUGCUGGCAAAACUGUAGAGAAAAUAUUCUUUAUCUACACAGUACAUCUGUAGAGGACGCUUAGAACAGAAAAAAGUCCUACAAACUUCUGCUUUAGUGCUCAGAAAGAUCUUUUCAUUCGACAGUUUUGUUGAAAAGUUACAUUUUUGGAGAGUGAACGUACAGCCUAAGUAAGUAAAGCUUUAAAAAAAUGACAGUGGUGGGGGUGGUGGUGGGGAGUGCAUGUAGACGUCCCCUAGGCGAGAAUACUUUCGGAUUGUUAUUACAAUCGGACGGGAUAUAUGUGCAGGCACGAAACAGCAUUUCAGCUGAUGUUUAACUUUGGCCGAGGUUGUAAGCAGUCUGCGCACAGCUGUGUGCACUCCACCAUUAACAUAUCUAUCUUUCACUGCCACAGCAGGUGUGCGAUCAUGUGCUGCUAUAGAUUUAGCUCUGAUCCACUGUGGUGCUCACACACAGGCAAAGGAGAUAUGACCUAACAUUCUUUAGUAACAAUUAGCUAUAAUUCUGUGAUCUCUGUCCAGUGCUGCAGAGAAUUGUGAGACAUAAUCCCAUUACUGUAAGAAUGCCUGGCAAAGUUCACACCAGGUAACAUUUAUAUUCCAAUGCUGAGCUUGUGUCGUUUAGGUUUAACUUUCAUGUUGCACAGGCGUAUGUUUUCACUUUGCUAGACUGAAUUACCAGUUGCUUUGCUAGCCUUACUAACCUUACAGUUGAAAAGAUUUGUCCUUUGAUUCUUUGCAUUGCUGUCAGUGGGGAUGACCACCAAUAUUUUGGUGAUCGAAGAUUGAUCACAGAGUUAUUUUGACAGCAAUACAACACCAUGCUGCACAUGUUCACUCAAUAAUUUGCUGCCAUUGGAAUGUCCACAUAUUUGAUGUUGCAACAUGAGCAGUCUAAAGUAGCUUUACAAUCCCUCCCUGUAACUCUAGCUAGCUUCUGUAGGAGGGAUUCCCAG